CUGUUUACCAAGACGGCAUCUUCCUGGCGAAAACGUCGUGGUGGUGGCGUAACAGCCACAACUACGCCAGCCAGCAUCGCUCCAGCAACAAUACCUUCUACUUCGUAUCAGCAACAGUUGCUGACACGUUCGUUGGACAAAAUGUUCGAGGAAGCGGAACUAAGUGGCAUAUUGUUGUUGGCCGGUCGAAAGCUCAAAGAAUUUCCUGCACAGCUCGCACUGAAAUAUGAAAUUUCGGAUAUAAUUUCUGCUGAUCUCAGUGAUAAUCGUUUUGUUCAAUUACCUGUCUGUAUAUGUGAGCUAAGCUCGAUGGAAACACUGAGAAUUCGUAGUACGGGUCUGCGCUCAAUUCCCUGUGCCGUGCAGCUGCUACAAUCGCUGACUUAUCUGGAUUUAAGGUAG
Molecule: messenger RNA, 402 nt
Organism: Gongylonema pulchrum
Lineage: Eukaryota; Metazoa; Nematoda; Chromadorea; Rhabditida; Gongylonematidae
Source: the annotation of a GenBank genome assembly